Molecule: messenger RNA, 3551 nt
Organism: Neodiprion fabricii
Lineage: Eukaryota; Metazoa; Arthropoda; Insecta; Hymenoptera; Diprionidae
Product: leucine-rich repeat and immunoglobulin-like domain-containing nogo receptor-interacting protein 1
Exons: 1
Coding region: 496-1491 (331 amino acids)
Molecular function (GO): protein binding
Source: RefSeq, a predicted model, not a curated record
AUAAGACUCUUCCGUCUCCCCAAUGUGAACGCGGUAUGGUGUCGGUUGAAAAUUUCAUCGUUGAACGAAUAUGUACAAAUUGACUUAUGCGUAACUCCACCAGUAUAAAAACGACGAUAUUUCUAGAAUCCCGAACUUUUGUCAGAAGUCGAACGAAGGUUCUGUACGCACACAUAUCGCCCGAAUUCCCAUGUCCAGCGACGGUGAUGAUCUUUUCCCACGGCACGAAUAAAAUUGACAGCGUAACAAUAGUGGAGACGGUGGUCAAAAAACGAUGUCAUAUAAACAGUGAAAGGUAUGGUUAGUUGAUGUUAAUUAAAUGCGUGUGGCGUAGUGUUAUGUUAGGAAGGUGACACCAGCCAAUCCGGUGGUACCCAGCACCGGAAAUGACGCGGCAAUCGCGGAGAAUUAUUUAUCACCGUCCACCGGGGUAACUAACUUCCACCGGCAGGCUCUAAAUUAGUUCGUUAUGUUAGUCCGCUUAAUCGCGACGGAAUGCGAAACGUACUUCUUUUGCUUGUAACCCUCGUGACGUCCAAUUUAGCCAAUUUUUGCGGUAGCAAUGGUCCCGGAAGAUCGAUGUUCGUUUGUCGUAAUGCGAGUCUCGCUAAUCUCGCUGAAGUACCGAGGUACACUUACCGGAUCAAAUUCGUCAACUCGAAUAUACGGGAUAUCCCAGAAGGUACGUUCACGGAAUUUCAUCAGCUAAAAUCCCUGAGUUUCGUCAACUGCUCAGUCAACAACAUCGAAGGCUUUGCAUUCAGGGGUCUUUUGAAUCUAAAAAUCCUCAACUUGUCCAGAAACGCCUUAACGACGAUUGGAACGAACGUAUUCUCCGGAUUGAAGAGUUUGGAAAAACUUGAUCUUGCCAAUAAUAUGAUCCGGUCUAUCGAGGAAGGAAGUUUCACCAACGUAUCAAAUAUCGGGCUGCUGGAUCUACGAUAUAAUGACUUAACGCGUAUAGACGUUGCAAUUCUCCGCCCACUCUCGGCGGCCUCCACCCUCGAUUUACGGUUCAAUAAACUGCGAUGCGUUUCAUUGAGCAUUUUUAACGUAACAAGAGUGAAGUGGAUUUACAUUGGAGACAAUCCAUGGAACAAGACAUGCUGGUCCGAAUUAACUCAGUGCCUUUACAACUUUGGUAUUUACUACGGAAGAAAUCUGGCUUUCGACUCACUCACGGAGGACAGGCUGUCCUGGAAGGUCUCUGAUCGAAAUGGACGCGAACCUCUGUCGAAGGAGCUGGCUGAAGAACAAGCAAACAUUGUCAAAGAGGCUGAAGGGUGGAAGAAAUUCUACGAAUCAAUUCUUCGGGAACUCGCUGACGAACAGCAGAGACUCGAGGAUAUUGCCAUGGCUGCAAAAUAUUCUGAAGAAAUUUUGUCGCAAGAAACAAAUGCCGAAGAGAACUCUGAUUCCGGGUGGCUGCAGUAUGGACGUAACUUCAUUGUGUGGAUUCUUGGUGUGUGCAAGAUAAUACCUUUCGUCUAGAAGUCCAGUGAAAUGAACCGUUCCUUUUUCACUGCCACUUUUUUUUUUCUAUUUCUUAACUUUUAUUUCUUAACCUUAAUCGUGCUGAUAUUAGUUUUUAAUUAUCUCCGCCUCAGAGUUACACAAAUCGUUUUCAUUGCGUUAUACUUUGGGUAUACUCGAUUGUACGGUUAGCUCUUUUAGCAUUUUAAGCUUAUCUAGCAUAUCACACAACUGUAACGUUUGAUAUCGAGCUUACAGCAAGCUCGGAAAUUUCUCCGGAUUGUCAUUUGUCUUCUCUACGAUGAACUGAAAGCAUCGCAAUUUUCAAAUAUAUCAUAUAAUCUAUUGUGUUCGGAUUCUGCUGAACCUCUUCCAAUUUGAAAAAGCAGUGCGUGAAGCACUUACAAUUAGACAUGCAAGUUUAACCAAUGAGUGGUAGAAGUAAGACUAAUUCCUAAUUAAAUAAAAGUAAAAAGUUAUCGAAUCUUACACGUGUGCUUACUAUAAUCGAUCGGUGGUAAACGGCGAAGAAAAUACCAGUGUGAUAUUACAGUAAUAUUAUAUUUGUGCAUACGUAAUACGGAAUUAGGUGUAUGUAAAGUACUAAAAUUUAACUAGUCAGAUGCGUAGUUUAUAUGAAAUUAUAAAUUCUCGUAUUUCACAAUCGGGAGAAAUGAAAAUCUAAUUACCUUAUCGUCCUGGGAAUUCGCAUAAUCUUUGUUACAACUUGGCUUUUCAACUCAGAGUUCCAUUACACCUUAAUGAGUGUGGCGGUUACCGCUCAUAUUGAAUUGAAUUAUUUAAAUUAGCACGUUUGCUCAAACAUGUUUGACCAUCUUUUAGCAGCACCAUUUUUUUCGUUUAAAACUGCAUCCUCUAAACAUCCAAAAAAUCAAUUUCUCUACAUAGAUAAUUAUUUUGCACAAGUCAUUUCCGAAUAAAAAAUUCAGCAUUUCAAACUGUUCACUUUUUCAAAGCACACUGUAGAAAACGCAAAAUAAAAUAUUUUGGAAUUAGAGAUAAUGAUUAGCAGGUAAAUAAAUCCACCUACGCAAUCCAUUGGAGAACUUUUGAAGUUGAAGAUUCGAUCCAAGCUUCAACAAAAAUACGAUUUAUUAUUUAUUCAGAAUAGCGCUCACAUCAAUAUUCACCGACUCAACUGAAUAAAAAUUAAAAGACUCAAGCUUUCCCGAUUACGAUAUGCAUAAAAUGGAUUACGUGUGAAAAUUCGUAUAAUGCUCAGUACGUCAAUGAUAAUCAAAUUCCGCUCCUUCUUUCUCCAUCACAGCGUCGGCCAAAAGCUGAAUAUUUAGAACUGUAAAGAAUUUUCUAUCUUCUCCUAAUUUUCAUUGUACUUAUACGUUUCUAUAAUUAAAAUCUCCCUAAUUCUGCGGUGAUCCUUUUUUACAUUACACAUCUUCUUACCGUCGAAACGGUUCACGAGUGAUUUUUUUUUUACUUUCAAAAACGAUUAUAACCUAUCCUAAUAUAUACUUCACUCUGCUCUCUGCAGUUCACGGAUAUCAGUUGUUAAUUUACGGUGUGGUUUGAGAAUUGUGUAAAAUAUUAGUCACGUGUUUCUGACGUCGGUAAGAUAAAUUUCUGCCAAGUUUAUUCACAGUUGAUUGAAAUCUCUUAUGGAACACCCGAUGGCUUCGUAAAACGAUUUAUUACCAGAAAGAUGGAGGUGACUUGCACCCACGCGCCGGCAAGAGUAAAUAAAUAUAGCCCGAAUGGAGGGCAGAAUGAAGGUGGCUAAGCUUUUUCGUUCGAAAGAGUCGUUUCCCUUCAAGUCACUUCAACCAUAGAAUCUCUUACAAUUGAAAGACAAGUGAGGAUGCCUCAGAGGAUCUGAAAUGAGGUUCUUGCUCUAUGGAAACAAGUAAUUUAAGCUGAUCGAAUCUGAAUGUUUUCGAUGCGUUUGUAAAUUUAUUCGUUAUUAAACAGUUUUCAUGGACACGGUACAAACACAGAAUUCUGAAGAAAUAAAUUUGAAUCAUUUUUCCACUACAUCGUUUUGAAAAACAAUGAAUGCAAAUCACUUAAAUACGUUAUAAGGUUUCCUAUAUAUAUGGUCA